Molecule: messenger RNA, 2930 nt
Organism: Chlamydomonas reinhardtii
Lineage: Eukaryota; Viridiplantae; Chlorophyta; Chlorophyceae; Chlamydomonadales; Chlamydomonadaceae
Exons: 5
Coding region: 326-2359 (677 amino acids)
Source: RefSeq, a predicted model, not a curated record
CUAACUUGGCACCUGCUGAAGCUUUUACAUAAAUGCUCUCCCAAUACGACAGCACUCGCAUUAAUUAGUCCAAAGCAGCGGGACCCGAUAUUUGCGUUUUGCUGGGCACUCCACUUUGCAUGCACAGAUUGCCCACGCAAGGAAGCAAGCAAGGAGAUACACUUCUGGGGAGUUUGAGCCGCUUGGGCGGGGCGCGCUGGGCUUGGUCGGCGAAGUCCCCGUUGGCGACAUCCGACGUCCGUCGUCGGCGACAUCCCGCAGCAGUACCGGGCCUGGUGCUCUCAAAGGGUCUGCUAACAUGCACGCUCACAUCCCACCCAGUCCGAUGCUCGGAACCGCGCUGAAGCAGAACGGCGUGCGGUUCUCGUCGUCAGCAAUAAGAAACCAGAGGCACACAGCUGUUUGCCCCGCUGCAGCUGCCAGACCCCGGAAAGCUGCAGAGGCACCAGCACCGGUGCUCGGUGAGCGCAGCGGUGAAGCCGCAGACACAGCCGAAACCCCAGCAACCCCCAAGAAACGGGCAUCUCGCGCGCGGAGCGCAAAACCCUCAGAACCAGCAGUAGAACCAUCAGGAGUGGAAGCAUCGGGCAGCGGCGAAGCCCCGGCUGAGGCAGCCAAGCCGCGGCGCCGCACUACUCGGACCCGCACCACGGCAGCAGCCGCGGAGGCGGAGGCGGCCCAGCAGCCAUCGGCCACGGGCGCGGGCGGCGCGGCGGCCGCAGCUCCUGAAGCGGCGGGGGCACCCGCCCCAAAGCGGCGCACCCGCAAGGCCGCGGCUACUGCAGCCGCGCCCGCGGCUGCAUCCACUGACGCCACUGCCUCGGUGCAAGGCGGCGGCGGCGCUGUCGAGGAGGCAGGGGCAGCGGUACCGAAGCCACGUGCAACGCGGGCUCGGCGGACUCGUGCUGCGGCCGCCACCACAACGCUGGCAGAGAGCGCGGCAGGCGUGUCCACGACGGAUGCGGACGACACCGGCGGUGAGGCGGCGGAGCUGGUCAUGGCACUGCGCAAGCACAUGAAGUUGGGCAAGAGCCCGUGGCACGUGUCCCCUGCCCAGCGUACCGCGCUGGCGGCUGCUUUCCCGGCCCCCUCGAACACGGACCCCGCCAGCAGCUCCAGCAGCGCUACUGCCGCUGCUGCUACUGCCACUGGCGCCGCCGACGUGUCCGCAGCCCUCGGGCGCGCAGAUGGCCUGCUACAGCUGUUCGGAGACGCGGGUCGGCAGCUGCUGCUGGCGGCUCCGGGCUGGGCGCUCGGCCGACCGCUGGGCGAGCUGCUGCAGUGGCUGGAUGAGGCCCUGUACUGUGUGGGGCCGGGUGCCACGCGGCUGUGGCUUCUGGAGGUGGCGGCGCGGGAGCCCGAGCUGCUGCUGCCGCUGGCCGGUGGCGCGGGAGGCGGUGGUGAUGGCAUUGGCGGCGGUGGCGGUGGCUAUGGCGGUGAAAUGGAAGGCCCCAAGGCGGUGGGGGCGCGGCUUGAUGAGCUGGCGAAGGCGGUGGCGGCCGCGCUGCCCGUCGUGGAGGAGCCGCGGGAGCUGGUCACGGCCAUGGCUUGGCACCGACCCGCGCUGCUGCGCCCGGCGGCGCCCAGCCCCACCCUAGCCCAGUCCCGGCUGUCUCUACUGCGUGAGCACCUGGGCGGCUCCCUGGCCGCUCAGUACAUGGCGGGACAGCGCUUCCAUCCCGAUAGCUCAGCCUGGGUGCUGGCGGGAGUGCUGGCGGUGAGGCCUAGGCCGAAGGUGGAGGCGCAGGCGGUGGCGGUGGCGGGUGCGGAGGCGGAGGCGGGUGUGGGUGCGGAGGCGGGUGUGGGUGCGGGUGCGGAGGCGGGUGUGGGUGCGGAGGCAGGUGUGGGUGCGGGUGCGGAGGCGGGUGUGGGUGCGGAGGCAGGUGUUGGUAAGGAGGAGAGGGUGGGUGCGGUGGCGGGCAUGGAGGUAGGCGGCGCAGGCAGCGGAGCGGCUGCGGACUCGCUCACGGUGGAGGAGCGGGCGCAGGCCGAGGCGGAGGACGGCGCGGAGGCUCUGCUGCGGCUGCUGUUCGGCGCCCAGCUCACGAGGAGGAGCGCUGCCAGUGGGUCGCCAACAGCGGCCGCUGCCAGUUCCAAAGCUGCCAAGGCCGCCUAUGCGGAGCCGCUGCUGGUGGGUGCGGAGGAUGUGGCGGCGUGGCACCGCGCCUGGGGCGCAGACUACGUGCAGUGGAGGGCAGACACACUGUUGACCGGAGACCCGGAGCUGCAGGCCGAGCUAGGGCUGCGGUCGGCGGUGGAGGAGCAGGAAGUGGAGGAGGAGGACGUUCCGGAGCCUGAGGGGGCUGGCGUGGCGGCACUGCUUCUGCAGCAGUGGAUCGAUGCGCGGGCGAGUGCCUGAUACGCCCUUCGGUUUCGGGGUGCGUGGAUUACGUCCCGGCUUUUAGGGCGAAGGCACCAUUUAGACGACCUCAGGUUUGGCCGGGGCACUUGGUGGUGUAGGUGGUGAUGGCACAUGGCAGCCAUCCGUGGGACUUCGGUGGACAUGAGCUGGUCUCAGGCCAAUCUGGAUGUAGCACGGACUGCGGUAGUCUGCUGGCUUUUGGCUUCGGCCAACAUACGGUAUGCCCCGGAGUGUCAGGACUGCACGCCGGGCCCCUGCGAUAAGUACUUGCAAGAGUGCUGCAAGCAUUGUAUUAUGCAGAAAGGUGUAAUAUCACUGCUAUGAGUCGACUCGUGAACAUGCCGAGCCGCAACUUGUGGUCGCGGUGGGGAGCAGAGCAACAUGCAGGGGGCUUCGAGUCUCGAGUGACACGCAUGCCUGCGCAGCUUGGUGUGCUCACGAUGGGACGCCGAUUUUUGGUUAGCGAAAGGGAAGUCUGGCAUGCACAGUAUUGAAUACUGACAAAGGGCUGGCUUUGGAGCCGUGACAGCCCGAGCGGCAAUGGAUCUGGCCGAUUCAAAGUUCGGGG